Armigeres subalbatus is the source of this 2433-nucleotide messenger RNA. RefSeq lists its product as uncharacterized. The record is from RefSeq and is a predicted model, not a curated record. Lineage: Eukaryota; Metazoa; Arthropoda; Insecta; Diptera; Culicidae. The transcript is spliced from 2 exons. The coding region runs from base 1 to 2433 and encodes 810 amino acids.
AUGCUGCAUUUGCGCGUUUCCAACAAUGCAUCCAGCCAGGGACAAGAUCAUUCGCAAUCGCAAUUAAAUAAACCCGCUAUUCCGCAAGGUCAGCCACCAAUCGCACCAGCUUUAGACAAUACCUCCACAUCUCAAUCGCAAGUUUUCGCUACCACCCCCACUGCCACCGCUUCGAUCGAAUCUGGUAUCGUUCUCCUCUCGACUGCUGUCAUUAAGAUAGAAGACAACAAUGGAAACAUUCAGUUUGCGAGGGCACUGCUGGAUUGUUGCUCUGAACGCAACUUACUCAGCGAACGCUUGGCACAGAGACUAGAUCUGCAACGGCAGCACGAUCACCUAGCAUUCCAAGGCGUUGGACCUAGUGCUGCAACAUCAAAACAAUCGACGAUGGCUACAAUCCGUUCACGUUUUACGGAAUAUACUGUCGAUCUCAAGUUCCACAUAUUACCAGAAUUCAAGCCCAUCAUACCUUCAAGCCAGUUGCACACAAGUAACUGGAAUAUUCCAUCUUUUGUUCAACUCGCCGAUCCUCGCUUCUUCGAGCCCAACCAAAUAGACAUCAUCAUUGGAGCUGAAGUUUACUAUCGCCUGCUACUAACAGGAUUUGUGGAUCUUGGUCCAAAGUUUCCUCAGCUGAAAGAAACAGUCUUUGGCUGGAUAGUUUCCGGUAAAUGCGACACGACGGAGACAAAUCGCUCUGCCGUCACUCUCAUCUGCACCAAUGCUGAUUUGGAAAGGCAGCUUGCUCGUUUUUGGGAGGUAGAGUCAUGUCACUCGAACGAAUCCCUCUCAGUAGAAGAGCGGAAAUGCGAAACUCACUUUGCAGCAAAUACGACUCGCGAUCCUUCAGGACGGUUUGUAGUUUCGCUUCCUAAGAAGCUUGAUGUUCUCGAUAAACUUGGAGAGUCUCGAAGCAUCGCUAUUCGGCGUUUCAUGUCACUAGAACGCCGCCUUCAUUCGAACCCGCCGCUGAAGGAAGACUACAAGGCGUUCAUUCAGGAAUACCUUCAACUAGGACAUAUGGCUCUGAUUAACCCUAGCAACGAAAUCUUGCCACCUGGCAAGAAAACAUACUACAUGCCGCAUCACUGCAUCGUUCGCCCGGACAGUGUUACAACGAAACUUCGCGUCGUAUUCGACGCAUCUUGCGCCACCGAGAGCGGCGUCUCGCUAAACGAUGCUUUAAUGGUGGGUCCCGUCGUUCAAGACGAGCUGUACAGCAUUCUCCUACGCUUUCGAAUCCCUCGUUUUGUCAUCGUUGCCAAUUUGCAAAAAAUGUAUAGGCAAGUGUUGGUGCAUCCAUCGGAUCAUAUGUUGCAACGCAUCGUUUUUCGUUCCUCGAUAGUAGAUCCUAUUGAAACCUAUGAGUUACAGACGAUCACUUAUGGUACUGCGGCUGCACCGUACCUUGCGACCCGUUGUCUUCAGCAACUUGCAUCUGACGGUGAAUUGACUCACCCAGUAGCCUCCAAAGUGCUAUCCAAAAGUUUCUACAUCGACGACCUGCUGUCCGGGGUGGAAUCAGAGGAAGAAGGAAACGAAAUGUGCCGACAAUUGAUCGAUCUCCUGCAGUCGGCUGGAUUUAAGCUGCACAAGUGGGCAUCCAACAGCCCCAAAAUUCUUCAAAACAUCCCUGUCGACCUCCGUGAACAUCGAAAUCUUCUUGAACUUGAUUCGUCAUCAUCGUCAGUAAAAACUCUGGGAUUAUUGUGGCAGCCAGCCGAGGACGCUUUUCGGUUCAAGAUUCCGGUUUGGUCUUACGACGCUACGAUUACCAAACGUUUAGUUCUAUCAGAAGCGGCGCGCUUGUUCGAUCCUUUGGGACUACUGGGUCCUAUCGUUCUACGGGCCAAGCUUUUCAUGCAGGAGUUAUGGAAGGCAAAGGUAUCCUGGGACGCUCCACUGACCGAAAAUCAACAACAAUGUUGGAGAGAAUUUCGUAGUGAUCUCGAUAUACUUGAUUUGUUCACCGCUCCACGGUGGGCGGCUUCUGGAUUGGAUGGUGCCCAAGUUGAACUUCAUGGUUUUAGCGACGCUUCAGAAAGCGCAUACGGAGCUUGCAUCUACAUCAGAACCAUAUCGUCAAAUGGUAGUGUUUCGGUUCAUUUACUUACAGCGAAAUCAAAAGUGGCUCCAAAAGGCACCGAGAAACUUACUCCUACUGCUGUACGCUUGCCUCGCCUGGAACUCUGCGGAGCGCUUCUUUUAAGCCACCUGUUCGAAAAGGUGGAAAGCAGUUUGCAAAUUCAAGGUCGUCCAUUCUUUUGGACAGAUUCCACGAUUGUCGUUCAUUGGUUAGCAGCUUCACCUGCUCGCUGGAAGAAGUUUGUUGGAAAUCGAGUAGCGGAAAUCCAGCAAAUCACGGCUGCCGGAGUUUGGAGACAUGUACCAGGUAUUGAAAAUCCGGCGGACGUCAGCAAAGGAGCUCGUUGA